Messenger RNA from Lolium rigidum, 956 nucleotides. RefSeq lists its product as uncharacterized. NCBI's taxonomy places the organism in Eukaryota, Viridiplantae, Streptophyta, Magnoliopsida, Poales, Poaceae. Bases 1 to 654 code for a protein of 217 amino acids. The transcript is spliced from 4 exons. The record is from RefSeq and is a predicted model, not a curated record.
AUGGUGGAGAAGUUCUCGUGGGGCUGCUAUUUCUAUGGGCACCAUGCUACGUUUGGUGUUUGGAUACUCAUGAAGCUGAGUCUAAAGACAGCAGAGGGACAAGGGCAGCUCUCUUCGCUGCACAUGCAUGCCAACUCGUCUACUGAUUUUUACGGUGAAACGGACAACUUUGAGAAGCAGAUAGUGAAGCAUAUGAUUGUUCCCUUCUCUGUUCUGGAGCUACACCUCACAACAAAGGAGCACGUUUACGGAGCAUUUGUGGUUCAUCUCCUUGGGAUAAAUCGAAUUCGUUCUGUUAUGCAGAGACUUAAGGUCAACCUCCAGAAACCAGCGGAAAACGAAGAAGGAUGCCUACCACACUGUAGCUGUGAUUCUCCGAACUGGAAAUCCCAAACUAUCUCUUUGACUUCUCUUGAAGAAGUAGAAAUCACAGGCUUUGAUGGAGAGGAUCAUGAGUUUGAUUUGUUGAAAUUGAUACUCAGAUGUGCACCAAUUCUGAAAAGAAUAAUUUUGAAGCUGUCACAGGAGGCCUGGGAAAGUAAUGACAGAUGCGCCAAAAUAUACGAUAUCUUAAGGGUGUAUUCUUCCGUGGAAUGCUCUAUUUAUCUUAGCUCUGGGUUAAUACAUGGCAGCCAGAAUUGCACAUCGACAUGAUUCUCAUCCACAUUGGCGAUUCAUGGUGGGUAUCGACAAGAUCAUCCUUUUCCCAUCCUUUUCAUGUUGUCUAGAAUCUCUAGCACGGUUGAAAUUUUACAUGCCAAAUAAAAGCCUGACUGUGCAUGUAUCACAUUUGUUUCCUAUAUAUGCUAUAUUGGCACUCAAUUUGUCUGUGCACACCCUCAUUGUCUUUUUAUCAAAAUGGACGCUGAGUGGUAGAGUAGUUGAUAAUUAUUUCGAAAUUCUCUGCAGGCCUCCUUAUCUUAGUUGCCCUUUUGUUUUAUGUAAUCUCCUCGAAU